Panicum hallii is the source of this 756-nucleotide messenger RNA. RefSeq names its product nuclear transport factor 2-like. The coding region runs from base 123 to 497 and encodes 124 amino acids. Gene Ontology annotation, biological process: nucleocytoplasmic transport. The transcript has 2 exons. The record is from RefSeq and is a predicted model, not a curated record. Lineage: Eukaryota; Viridiplantae; Streptophyta; Magnoliopsida; Poales; Poaceae. Gene Ontology annotation, cellular component: nuclear pore central transport channel.
CUCACGAUCCUCUCCCCCUGCGCCGCUCCUCUCCUUCCUCAUCACGCCGCGACGCCUCCUCUCUCUCUCUCCCCCCACCCAGACAGAGCUCGAAACCCUAGGCGCGCUCGGCGAGGCGAGGCAUGGCGAUGGACCCGGACGCGGUGGCCAAGGCCUUCGUGGAGCACUACUACCGGACGUUCGACACCAACCGCGCCGCGCUGGUGUCGCUGUACCAGGACACCUCCAUGCUCACCUUCGAGGGCCAGAAACUCCAGGGCCCGGCCGCCAUCGCCGGCAAGCUCGGCUCGCUCCCCUUCCAGCACUGCGAGCACCAGAUCAUCACCGUCGACUGCCAGCCGUCGGGGCCCCAGGGAGGCAUGCUCGUCUUCGUCUCCGGCUCCAUACGCACCGCCCCCGAGGAGCACCCCAUGAAGUUCUCCCAGGCAUUCCAUUUGAUGCCGGCUGGAAAUUCCUUCUACGUGCAGAAUGACAUGUUCCGCCUGAACUAUGGUUAAAGACGGUCAAGAGUUGCUGGAAGCGAAGUGAUUAAGGGUUUCAUGUUGAAUUGAUGGAUAUGAAUGAUGCUGCUACUCCUGCCCGUUUGUUGGCUGCUGUUGUUUAUUGCAAGAAAAUUGCUAGACUUGAUAUGCUUGUUGGAUAAUUUCUUAUUUUGGAUCAUGUACUCUGGUUGCGUGGACACCGCUUCUCUGUGGAUUGUGAAUGAAAACGGUCCAGAUCUAUUCAUGUGAGGGAUCUCCGGUUUGUCCUGGUUGA